GGCCAUGAUUGCUAGGUUGAAAUGUUGUUUUAGUUAAGUCAUCGUAAAGCAAAGGAAUUAACAUAUUUGUAAGACAGUAGUUUGCUGUAGGAUCAUUUAAUCUACCUGCAAGAUAAAGGAAUUAACAGGAAACGGGACGAAAGCCGAAGUUUUAAGACAUUUCUGACAAUGUGUAAUCUGAUGAUUUUUCGAAAGGAUGGAACAUAAAAGUUUUUCAAAAGCUUCUGUGUUUUGUGAUUCAGUCAAAAUACAGUUCAUUUUACAUUUUAUGGCUGGUAUUAAUCAACUCAUUCAACUAUAAUCAAGCAUGAUGACCAGAGAAGAUUGCAGGAUUCCAGUCUGCACUGAAACUGUGUUACCACGCGCUAUGAUGCAAUAUGCAGUACUACUCAUGUAGUAUGCAGUACUACAGCUGCGCGAAAAGAUAAAUUUGCAAUCGACAUUAACGUGACACGGACACAGAUGUAGGUUAUCUACUAUGUCAAGGCAAGGAUUUAUGAAUGUAAAAUCGGGUUGGAGAAUGAAUAAAACGAUAUGUUAAUGCAGUUUAUUCGGUGUAUAUUAAGUUUGAUAGCGAACUGGACGAAUUGAGUGUGUGUACAGGGUAAUCAUGGAAAUAUAAAGAAGUUGCAGUAGUGACGUCUAAUUCAAAUUAAAAUUAACAGCAAAUUAAGAUUAAAGAAAGCGGAGAAGAUUGUAUUAUGGAAUUAAAUGGUAAAUUAGUGGCAAAAAAUAAUUCAAAACAAUCUGCCAGUUUGAAAGCAGAAGCGGAAAUUAACGUGGGAACCGAAGCAACGGAUGCAAUCAUCAAAAAGACAGAAGAUAUAAGACUCAUCUAUGACAAAACUCAAGAACUUGAUGGCAUUCUUGAACAAUCAGACACCAGUUUCUGUGAAGAACCUAAAGUAAAUGAGAAGCAGAAUGAUGGAAAAUUGUUGAGUAAUACAAAAGAAAACGACCAGUUAGAAGAAUAUUUAAAUAACAUUUUUGAGAAUGAGUGCAGAUUUUCAGUAGAGGAAAACGAAUUAGAAUUCAUACAGACAGGCAUAGAAAAGUAUUUACUAAAGCAUAUUGAUGACUUCUAUCAUGUUUAUGCAAAUGGAGAAUGUAAAUUACGGGGAUGUGAUAUAAAGCACUGCACACCUGAACUACUGAAGGUCGGUAGUUUUUAUGAGGGGACAAGAAAUAAGUUUCCUGAUGAGUUUGACUUUAUUGUUGUAAUUGGAACGGUUGAUGAACUGCCAAUAAAAACAGUGACCGACCAUAGUAAAUGCCCAUGUCGUGAAAAGCGCUCUUUCCGAUAUGAAUCUGACCAAGAUGCCUCAACUGUCAUAGAGUUUGUUAAAAUGUCUUCUCAUGGCCCAGCAGCAAAAAUUAUCCUCUGUUACAAAGAAGGUAGUAAGGAACAAUUAAUCUCUGUGGACAUUGCAACUGCUAUUCGUUUCGUGUAUACACGUGAUAUACACAAUGUCAGAAAUAUAACAAAAGAAGAUGAUGUUUUUCAUUCUGAAUUUCAUAAAGAAAUUUUGAAAACAGGUAGUUUUCUGCUUUUGGACAGUCAAUUUUGCCUCUCCUAUCCAGGAGGAGACUGUAUUGGUCCAUUCGGUACAAGCAUUACAGAAACCGAGGUGUAUUUCAUGCAAAAUAUAGUGUCUGCAAAACAUAGGCGAGUUUACAGGUUACUAAAAUAUUUGAUAAAUGGCAACUUUAGCGAUAAGUUAUUAAAAUUGUCUAAAUCCAAAUGCCAUUUAUCUAUAGCCUCGUACAACAUAAAGACUGCUUUAAUCUAUCACCACUAUCAGUGUCAAGAUGGAAGUAUGGCUGUGUCUGACUGUGUGUUAGACAUACUUAACUACUUCUGCAAUAAAAUAAGUCCUAACAAAACCACAGAGGAUACACCUAUUUUACCAGAUUCAAAAUAUGAAGUUUUCCCUGACAGGUUAUGUACAUUUGACUUGACACGUAAAGAGCCUUCGGAAUAUGAUGCUAGCUCAUAUAGACGGUUUUCUACAACAAUGCUCUUCUUCCAAGGCCCUUUAAUCCGUGGUCCAGGAGAUUUCAUCGAAACUGUCAUCCACAUUUUCUCUGCCUUCAUACAACGACUGGUUUGCCUGAGAAAGACAUCUGCUUUCAAAAAGUGUGCUCACACUUUUAACGAUUCUCUGCUAGAAAGUUUACUCCAAACACCGUGGAUUUUUGAAUUAGCUGAAAAGGAAAUGAUAUCUCAAAAAAGUAUUCGAAAUGAAUCUGAUUGGAGGCAAUUGUCUGAAAUAAAAACUGCCGAAAAGAACUAUGACUGUUCAUGGUGCAAUUAUUCAUACGGAGGACAUUCACUUAUCUACAGUACAACUGCGCAAAGUACAGUGAUCUACAGUAGAAUCCCACUAACGGGACAACCAACGACUUUUUAAAAUUAUGGAAAUUUGUGUAAACAUUUUGAUCCAGCUUCUCACUUCAUGUAGAAAUACAAUGUAAAUAAAUUAAUUUUAAAUGUU
This is a messenger RNA of Mercenaria mercenaria, 2495 nucleotides long. RefSeq lists its product as uncharacterized. The record is from RefSeq and is a predicted model, not a curated record. The coding region runs from base 702 to 2411 and encodes 569 amino acids. NCBI's taxonomy places the organism in Eukaryota, Metazoa, Mollusca, Bivalvia, Venerida, Veneridae. The transcript is spliced from 2 exons.